Molecule: messenger RNA, 8386 nt
Organism: Asterias rubens (European starfish)
Lineage: Eukaryota; Metazoa; Echinodermata; Asteroidea; Forcipulatida; Asteriidae
Product: constitutive coactivator of PPAR-gamma-like protein 1
Exons: 17
Coding region: 135-3368 (1077 amino acids)
Cellular component (GO): nucleus
Source: RefSeq, a predicted model, not a curated record
GCGGGGAUCUGAAAGACCCAAACAUUCCUCGGAUUUGAUAGUGCAAUUAUUUUGCACAACUGUCAUUUUUGGAAGGGAAUUUUUCCUCUCCCAUGUCUUCUUGAUCCACGAUUGCUUUCUCAUGACCCGGGACGAUGGGUUUUACGGGAUUUUUGGAGUAUAUUGAGCGGAUUUGCCCGCAGGCAUGCGAAAGAGUCGAUCUCGGACAACUUGCGAGAAAGCGUCUGCAACAGAGCGCUGGCCCCGGCCGACGCGGUCGGGCCCUGGUGGGUCAAAACCCCCUGUUUCUCCUGGUGGAUGCAGAAAGCUGUCUUCACCGUCUUUAUGGCGGUAGUUUCACGGACUGGGUAUGCGGUGGAGAAUGGAAUAACAUGUUCCACUUUGUGGACAAUCUCGCCCGUGCAUGCCGAAGCAACAACAUCAAAUUAAUCGUGUAUUUUUGCGGGAGUUUAGAAAAAGGACGCAUACAAGAUUGGAUUAAGUCACAAAACCAAGCCCGGAAUACAGCCUACCAAGUUUUGUCUCACAUCCAUAAUAAAGGAACACCUCCACCUAAAGCAUGGUUCACGCCUCCAGUAGCUAUCGAUACAUGCAUCCGCCUGGCGAUGCGACAAUGCGGCAUAACGACCCUCAGCAGUUCCAGAGACCACCCACGCGAACUCAUCACCUACCUGCGCCAGUACGGUUGCCAUGGCGUCCUGGCGCAGACGCCGGAGUUUGCCAUCUUUGACCCGCCCCUGAUGUUUUCCUCCCACCUGAUGAAACUGACCAAGAAAGGAGAGCUCCUGUCGGUUCAGUACAACCUUAAUGAGGUCGCCAAGUUGCUCAAUCUGCAUCCUGAGAGAUUUGUCAUUUUGGCUGCUCUCCUAGGUAACCAUAUACUGACGGAGGAGGACCUAGCCCUGUUUCACUGGUCUCUGCUCGGUCCGGACCAUCCACUCAACGGCCUCAGACUGAGGGCACAGCAGUUGAUCCUGCCUCCCCUGGACGUGAUCAUCAACACCGUCAGCGAGUACGUCCGCAACCUCCCUGAUACCCGCAACCUUGACGCCGUCGCAAAAGACGUCUUCAAGAGCUCCACCUCGCGCACCGAGGAGAAGAUCAGACGCUUCAAGGCGUGUGUGGAGUACUACUGGUAUGGGACCAGGGAAGCCUGGGCCAAGUCUAGGGGCAAAGUUCCCAAGUUCAGUCACUACUCGUCACAAAGUCAACACAACAAUGUGUCCCACAAGAACCAGACUAACACACAAACUACACAGGAUUCCUCCACUCCACAGAUUGUUGUUCAGGCACCCGAGCAACAGGCUCAGUCUGACUUAGAAAAGGAGUUGACCGAUGACAUCCAUUCCCAGAUGGAGGAAGAUCUUGAGAAGAGGAUGGCGGACAUGACCUUAGAGACGAUCGAGGACAGUCUGAGCGAAGGGGAGACCCAAGAGGAGAAACCCCAGCAAAGCAGGGCUCAGUCAUCAAGCAAAACUUCCCAGGAGACGCCACUGCCUCCCUCCAGCAGCAAGCACCCACCAGACGGCCAGUCAGAAACCUCCUCCACGACGCAUACAUCUCGUUCCUCCAUCCCGUCCCUCAUGGAGCAGCCUGUGCCCCCUUGCCUGCUGGUGGAGGCUCCGCCCCUUCCGUUUGUCGCCCCCGAGGUGUUGAGGAUAGCCAAGCACCGUCAUGAGACGGCGAGCAUGAUGCCACAAGUGUGCCAAAUUCUCAGAUGGGGAGAGAUGAAGAUAGGUGUAACCCUUGAGGAUGAGAUGAGUGGUGAGUUCCCGCUCUCUACUCACCUGUUUCGUCCAAUCCGGCAGAAGGUCUAUGGUAUCCUCUUCAGUUGCCAACACCUCAAGGAGGCUAAUGGUGGUGCAGAUGUCCCCAAAGUAGUGAUCAAGGAGUGGCUGAACCGACGAGAAUCCACCCUCCCUAAACCAGACCUUGUUGAAGCCACACCCAUGGAGUGGUUGGUGCCCCCGGUGCAGCGACUGUGGCUUGGGCGUGAGCCCGAGGACAAGACGAUGAGGCUGCGUGCGUUCUUGUCCUGUAUGUACAGCGACUCACCCGCCAUGUUGAAGACCACAUACGUUCCAAGACACGCUAUCAUUCUUUGCUGUGUGCUCAGGUACAUGCUACACUUCAGUCCUCCAAUCCUGAGGCGACAUGAACUAGAUGCACUGUUGGCUCAGAGCGUCUCGCCAGGCUUGAACCAACCCCAGAUGCUUCAGGAGCUCAGGGUGCCGAGUAUCACAGCACGUGGUGUGCAGCUGGCAGCGAUCUUCAUGCGUGGUGUAGAGGCGGCAUUGCUAGCCAACGACGCUUCUGGCGCCCCCAUCCCCUGGGAGCUUUGCUGUCCGUGGUUGUACUUUGAUGGGAAACUCUUCCAGUACAAGCUCCACCGGGCCAUGACUGGCAGUAACCUCAGAGAUCUCUGUGAUGGAAAAAUGGACCAAGUUGGUAAAGUAGAGCGUAUGAGACAAUGCAUCCAAGAGGGGGUUCAUAUCGACUUUGCCCGGCCGGUCAUGCCCCCUAUGGGGUACCCCAAUCAGUUCCCGCACCAGGAGUGUUACUACAACUUCAGGCCGGCUGGGGCAUCAGUGCCUCAAAUGCCUCCGCAGAUGGGGCGAGGCCGAGGGAUGGCUGGCAAGCGCCCUCCUACAGGAGGACCUGGUGGGCGACUGGAGGUGGCUGGGGUUGUUGUGGGUGAAUGGGCCGGCAGUGACGGAUCCAGGGGACGAGGAAUGUACUCGGGCUCUGGCACCGCAGUGAGAGGCGGGCGACCAAAUCAUCGAGGAGGAAUGGGACGCGGUCACUAUGGCAACGGCGCCAUGACCGGCUACUUCCCUCCUGGCCCUCAGCAGCAAAUGUGGGGAGUUCAAGAUGUCAGGCAACCUCCCCAAUUUGGAGACCCUAGCCUUGCUUACAGGCGCCAAAACAAGCCCAAGCCUCGCAAAACCCAAAGGAAUAAUGGUGAUGGUGGCAGCAUAGUACCCGGCAAGGGAAGAGGCCGAGGCCAGACCAUUGAAGGGUCGGAUGGCCCAUCACCUGGUGGGGGCGGUGAUCUUGAAGAUGGUGGAGCUGGCGUUGAGGAUUACUCCACCAAAGGGCGGGGCAAACUCAGCACGUCCGACUCGGUCAGCGACACUAGCAGCUCAGAAGAAGACGUGCCUGGUGCGUUCAGCGACGCCAAGGAGACUCUGUCACCGAGUACGGACUAUCACCCUAGUCAGACAGACUUUCAAGAAACCUCCGAUGAUGUUGUCUCCAGUUACCAUGAGGGUGGUUACGACCUUCCCGGUACCCAUGUAGGACCCCCGUAUAACGGAGGAGUCGACCACAGUGGGUUGCACUCAGACAGCGCGCCAAAGGUCCCCUAGGCCUUCCGUAGGACUCAGUUUUUUUCCUUUUUUUUUUUUAAUGGAUGGUUGUUAAAACAUAGGAUGAGAGUUGAUAUUUUUUGGAUUGAUGUGUGCUGAAUGGAUGUUGGCGAAUUUAUAAAAAAAAAUAAAACUUUGAAAAAGAAGAUAAUAAAGAAAACAAAAAAAUGAAGAACGGAAAAGCAAUGAUUUCUUAUGAAAUAAGAAAAGUAGAGGACAAGUUUGUGGGUUAGAACUGCACAAAAUUCUUGAGUGGUUUAAGGGACAGCAAUUUUUGUACCAAUCGUUUCCCCUCACUUUAGAUCUUUUGUCUGAACUCGGAGGUGGGCGUGUUGUAAUAGGAGCAUUAAUUGAGGUAGUUUGUAAUACUUCGAGUGGCUUUAUAUCCAUCCAUCACACAUCAGCUUUCUGUCAAGGGGGUUGCGACCUCUGUUGACAUUAAUAACAGCACUGGAAGAUAGUACGUUGUUUUCAAAAUUCCCUUCUCUUUUUUGUUUUGGACACCUAUGCAUCUUUCGGAAGAAGGAUUGAUUUCUGUGCUUGAGUCCAUAGUUACAUUUGCUUAUCCUUCGUAAGUUAACUUUGGACUGUUUUCACCAAGCAUGAGAGUCGUGUUUAAACGCUGCUGAGGUAGACUUCACUGUGUGUCACAAAAUGUAGCAUGACUGUGGGUUCCUUUUUGAGCUAUGUCAAAAAUGAGCUGCUUUUGGCUGCGGCUACUGCUGUUGGCUUCAUCAGCCGUGUCCAUAGUCAUCAAUCAGGCGGUCUAGCCGUAGCGGUAGCUGUUUACUUUCAAGUUAUGAGAAGAAAAAAAUGAACAACCCAAGAUAAACAAUGAAAGGUUUUGGACAGCUUUGGUAAUUUUUAAAGAACAGUUAGUGUCCAGUGCCUUUAAGAGUCAGUUACGCUUAAACUUGGUAAUUUUCGAAACAACAUCUGAGAUACAGAGAGCACCUGAAUGUCAUUAUGUCACACACUAGUAAGCAUCAUAGCAGUGUAGGAGUAAAUCCGUUCUUUCCACUUGUAAGAUUUAAAACUGCCUUCCGAAAGUGCCAUACAAUCUGAUGCGCCAUUAAUGUCUUUUAUGAACCCAUUUGACCGUAUAGUAAUCGUAGACCUUUUUCAAUCAUAACGGGGAUACGUUAUGGCGACCAUGACCAGACGCAGGUUUGGAUCUUUCUGUUGUGCUGCGAUGCUGAUUUUCUGACUAAACUGUAUCCGAGUUUUAAGCUAAGCUCAGUUUCAAGAUGCAGGAAUUUACGAAGCUUUGUAAAGCUGUUGUUUAAAAAUAGACCCGAUGCUACAGCCUAGGAACUCUCUAUUGUCAAUAUGUUUUGGACACAGCAAGUUCUUUUAAGGUCACACAAUGGCUAUAUAUUUUACAAAUAUCAAUUUUUUAAGAGAAAUGUCUUCAUCACUUACACUUUUCUUGGUUGGGACUUAUUCACACAAAGAUAUUGCAAAUUUUCUUUGUUCCCGUCUGAUUUUUAUUUGUUUCAAUUCCCUGUGCAUGGUCGCCAAAAAUGGAGCCCUCUUAUGUUUGCGAACGUAUCGGACAUGUAACUAUGAUUCAGGAAGCACCGACGACGUAAACAAACACACAACACUUAUAUGCAGGCGCCAAUAGCAAGGCCACUUAAAUAACAUUAUGCACAUUGCGUUUCAGUGCCUUUGAACAUAAAUCUUGGUGAGAACUUGUUUUCCCUGAGAUGUCAUCUUUUGAUGGUUGAUAUUCUAUGCAGCACAGUACAGUUUUUGUAUUAACACUCCCCAAUUUCAUAAGCCCCCCUUGUACUAUCAAUCAAACCGAACAAAUAUUGCCUUGACCCGAUUUUUUAAACGGAACAUUCAGGUAUUUUCUUCCAAGUUGAGACUGCUGUGUUAGUUUGAUACACACAGCAGUACAACAAUGCAGACCAAAUAGUGACAAAUGCAAGAAAAAAAAAUUGUUAAGAGUAGAAAAGGCCCAUAUUUUAUUCAAAACUAAAAUAGUAGCUUGUCAAUUUUGUUUCGCCUUUUGUGUAGUGAAAUAUUCAGCCGAUUGUGAAAAGUGGCUUAGUUUUUUUUUUUUUUUUUUUUUUUUCGGAAUCUGAAACUGUGACUUUCAAUUUCUCAAACUCCAAACAAGGUUACCUUUAUUUCCCAAAUAAUCAAGGUGAAGGUGAAGGUUUUGGAAAUCUUAAGACGCCUAUAGUGAACCCAGUGUCUGAUUUCAUAGGAAGGUUUAAGCAGAAGAUAUUACUCACUAAAGAAUUAAGCAUGGAGCCAGUUAAAAGCACUACACAUCACAUGCUAUUUUAACUGGUAACCCUUUUUUUCUGGUAAGCAAGGUCAUUUGCAUGCUUAGAUAUCUUCCGUGCUGAAGCAGUAAAUAGGAUUCUAGAAGCAUUAUUAGUUUAAUGGAAACAUUUUACCCAAAGUUGAAGUUUGGUUAUUGUGCUGCAUCUAUGCAAAAUACUACCCCAUCAGAUGGUUGAGGCAAAACUGCUAGUGGUGUUUUUGAUAUUAAUUUGAACACAUGACGACCGACUCUGAAAUCGCUUUUAAAAAUGUUUAACCGGUACGGUAGAUGUGACUUGACUUGUUUUGUUAUUGACACCAGACACCAGAAAGUGACUGUUUUUUUCGUGGUGUCACUUUUUACUUGUGUUUGUUCUAUUUAUGCAAUUAUAAUAAUGCAGAAAGGAAGAAGAAACAAAAUUGACGUCUGAUUGUUGUGGUCGUAACCGGGACUACUACGUUUCUCGUGUCUGGAACAAUGUCACUGUACACUGUUGGUUCAAACUUGGUGCUCAAUGCUAAAAUGUGACGUCUGGAAGUCGGGGAGAAACUUGUUCAUGUUGAAAUGAAAUUUCACUGGAUCAAUUUUGAAUUUGUUGUACUACUUCCACGUGUGAACCUGGCAAAUGUGUGAUUGGGACCAGUUUCACUGAACUGGUUAACAGCAAAAGUUACGCUAAGUAGAAAUAGGUUACCAGCCAAACAUCUGUUAGUGUAUAAUGAUUGGUCUGUUUUGUUCAAUGAUGAGUUGAAUUUGAUGAGAACUCUUUCCCACCAAACAGCUCUAUUUAACUAGACUUGGCGCACAGAGCUGUCACAGCAGGGAAACGGAGCUUAACAAAAUUCUUUGUUUAUUAUGUACCACCAGGGAACCAACUGCACUUUGGUGCAUAUCACACAGCAUGUUUAGCUGGUAACCUGAUACUUGUAAGCAAGAUUUUUCUCUGCUAAGCGAACAUCUACAGCUUUGUGAAUUUGGGAAAUGUUUUAAUCAGUAGAGCAGUACACUUUUACUGUGAGACUUGGUUUGAUAUUCGUCUGUAAAUUGUUUAUUUUGUGGCGCAUCUCUUCACUCAAUAAUCUGGAUGUUAUGCAUUAAUAUCUAACUUGUCGCCAGAGCGCAUUAUUUAAAAUUUGGAUCACCGUGUCACAUGAUAUUGCUGUACUAAGUGUCUUGUCUACUCACGGCUGUAAUUAUAAGCUUAAUAUUUAUUUGCGUGAAAAUCGCUGUUUUUUAACAAAUUAUUGUGAUGAUUGAGACGCUGCUACAUUUCAUUCCAUUAGUGUACAUUGGCUUAUUUGAACAUACUGUGUUUGGUGAUGCCAAACUUAAUUCGUGUAACGCAUAGCUACGCAUAGCUAUAUGCGUUGCUCAAAUAAUUGUAGUGCCCCCCUCCCCCCCCCCCCCAUUUUGUUGUAAACAGCCAUUGUAACUUUGUCCCCCAACACACUGAAUAAUUCAUGUAUUCAAUUUGCAUAUUAUUGCAUGUUUAAAACUAGAAAACAUAGUGAGUCUUCAGGGAGAUGCCACCGUUAGCAAGUCAAAAAUAUCCUAUUUAAACAAAAUGAGGGAAAAACAAAAUAUGAAAAAUAAAAACCUGAUAGUUGAAGUUGUGAUAAGUAAACCCUAGCUGUUAUAAAUGAUGCCGGAUGUAAUGAUAUGUAGAUCAAGAUGUGUUAAAAUGAUUCAUCAUUUAAUAGAUUAUGGGUUAUUGAAGUAUGGCAUGCAAUGUACUCAACUAAUAGGCACCAAGAUUGUCCCAUGAAGAAUCCUGUAUCACUCCAAUAGCUCUUCCUUUUUUUCUUCUUUUUUUUAGUGUUGCUUCGAAAAUUGUUUCUUUUAGAUUUAUUUAGGACACAAAUAAUGGUAAUCGAAUACUACCCCCCCCCCCCCCCCAGAGUAGCUAUUUUCCCCUAGCAAGCUAUAUUUUGCUUAUAUAUUUUCUGUCCUUUGUAAAAACCUGGUUGUUGGAUUUUUAGCAACUGUGUUCUUUGGAAAGAGAAACAACAAAGUAGUUUUUACUUAUUAAAGUGGUUUUAUUUGACCAAGUUCCCCAUAGUUUAGAGUGCAUGCUUAUUAUUAUCCACUUAAAGUCUUCUUGUAAACUUUAAAGUCUUUGAAUUGCGAAGGAUUUCAUAAAGUGCUUUUGGUGUUUCUGUCUAAAAGUUCAUUUUCCUUUGAGGUAAAAAGAGGGUGAAUUCACCAGAUAAUUAUUAUUUUUAUUAGGUAUAAUUUUUAUUUGUAUUUUGUUUACCUCCGUUAUGUGACUAUCCCUUCAAAUGUGAAAUAUCCAAACUCUUUGUUAUUAUUUGUUUUUUUAUUGGACUAUAUCCUUAAACCUUUAACUAGCAGUCAAUUAGUGAAAUAUACACUGCACGCGUUCUAAUUUUGUCCGAAAUGUCUUCAUGGUCCGGAAUUUAUUUAGGGGUACCUCAAGUCCUGGGUUGUGAGAUAGAGAACCAUAAAUUUAAACCACUUUGGCCGUGACCACCUCACUAUGAAAACUUGUUUCUUCAGUUUAGCACAUCAUCAUCAGAAAUGUUUGAUUAUUCGUUUAAAUGUUGUAAAUUGUUUCAUUUUAGGUUUCAUACAUUUUGCUUGUAGGACAAUAAAAUUAUCAACUAGCGAUAGCUCCAUUUUGCUCAUCUUAAGAGCACGUUUUGCAGUCCUUUAGUUAUGUAAAGUAUAAUAAUAAAAUAAAAAAAUAGUUGUAGGCAUAUUUAAAAAAAAAAAAAAA